Molecule: messenger RNA, 446 nt
Organism: Oppiella nova
Lineage: Eukaryota; Metazoa; Arthropoda; Arachnida; Sarcoptiformes; Oppiidae
Source: the annotation of a GenBank genome assembly
CUAUUGCUUCAACAUAUCUUUCAUCGAUUAUUAAAGGAAUUAUUUUUGAACUAAAAAAUUGUCGUUUGUAUGGUUUGGAAGAUCUAUUUUACAGACAUGGGGUCGACAUUCAAUUCUGGGCUCACGAACACAUAUACGCAAGACUUUGGCCCAUAUAUAACAACACUGUAUUCAAUGACACUCAAUCAGAUCCCUAUACCAAUCCAAAAGCACCUGUACAUAUCAUUUCUGGAUCUGCUUGUAAUGACUGUAUUAAAUAAAACUCACGUCAAUAUCAAGCAAAUAUCUGACGAUAAGAAAGGGAAAGUAGUGGACGAUUUGACAGUCAUAAAAGAUGUCCCUGGACCACCCAAUUGGAUUUAAUCGGAAAACUAAACGGAAAUUUAAAUAACUGUACCAGACGCUUUAAUUCAAUAAACAAUUUAAUGAAUAAUUCUUAACAAAAA